CUGAAAGGUAUAGGCCAGCCAACCAUUCAAACAGUGUGAAAAACCCAUCACAAGCCCACAUUUUUCCCCAUCUUCAGCUGGUUUUCUCUCCCAAAUCAAUCAAACAGCAAAUAGAUUUGUAAUCCACUGAAUACAAGAUCAUCUCCCCUCUCCUCCAUAUAAAAACAACUCGUGAUCUUCAUGGACUGCCAAUCAAGGUAUACAAAAAACUCACCAAAUAAUUCAAAUUAUGGGUGCUUCUUGGGUUGUCUUGGGUAAUCGUCGACAUAGUCUUCUUCUUCUUUUUCUUCUUCUUCUUCUGCGUCUGUUUUGUAGCUCGGGUUCAGAAAUUGUGACAAUUGAUAUUCAUAAAGCUAAAGAUCUCCUCCAUUCGGGUCAUCAGUAUCUCGAUGUCAGGACUGAAGAAGAGUUUAAGAAGGGGCAUGUAGAGAACUCUUUGAACAUUCCUUACAUGUUCAACACCAAGGAAGGCAGAGUAAAGAACCCCAAAUUUAUGGAGCAGAUUUUAUCAGCUUGCAAGAAGGAAGAUCAUCUUGUGGUGGGCUGCCAAAGUGGUGUAAGGUCUGUAUAUGCAACUACCGAUCUUCUUAACGAGGGGUUCAAACAUGUGUAUAAUUUGGGAGGAGGCUAUGCUGCAUGGGUAGAGAAUGGUUUUGCUGUGACGAGGCCAAAAGCAGAGCUGUAAUCUAUUAAAUUGACUAUGACACUUCCAUUGCAUGCAUCAACAAUGGAGAUUCUGAUUUCCCCAGCAAAAUACAUUUGAUUUAUUGUUAUAUCAUAAACAAUAAAUUUAUCAAUAAUUUAGCAACUUAAAAUUAUAAUCUGGUCUCCU
Ilex paraguariensis (yerba mate) is the source of this 832-nucleotide messenger RNA. Lineage: Eukaryota; Viridiplantae; Streptophyta; Magnoliopsida; Aquifoliales; Aquifoliaceae. The record is from the annotation of a GenBank genome assembly.